Messenger RNA from Candidozyma auris, 528 nucleotides. It is a transcript of the gene ARF3, whose product is annotated as Arf family GTPase ARF3. Gene Ontology annotation, biological process: vesicle-mediated transport; intracellular protein transport. Bases 1 to 528 code for a protein of 175 amino acids. The record is from RefSeq and is a predicted model, not a curated record. NCBI's taxonomy places the organism in Eukaryota, Fungi, Ascomycota, Pichiomycetes, Serinales, Metschnikowiaceae. The transcript is spliced from 2 exons. Gene Ontology annotation, cellular component: cytoplasm. Gene Ontology annotation, molecular function: GTP binding; GTPase activity.
AUGGGUGUUCUAGUGUCACGUCUUUUCAAGAACAGAGAGAUGAGAAUCCUCAUGUUGGGUCUUGACAACGCUGGCAAGACCACCAUUCUCUACAAGCUUAAGUUGGGCAAAACAUCUAAAACAGCACCCACAGUUGGAUUCAACGUCGAGACAGUGAAGCACAAGAACGUGUCAUUUGCGGUAUGGGACUGUGGUGGACAAGAGCGUAUCAGACCGUUGUGGAGACACUACUUCACGGGCACAAACGCGUUGAUAUACGUGGUAGAUUCGUCAGAUAAAGACCGUCUAGAGGAGUCAAAGAAAGAGUUGAUGCGUGUCAUCAACGACAAAGAGUUGGCAGACUGCUUGUUGAUCGUGUUGGCCAACAAGCAGGACGUGCCUGACGCCGUCAAACCCAAGGACCUUAUCGAGCAGUUUGACAUGAACAGCUUGAGCGGGCAGCACGUGUGGUCUGUCAUCCCCACCAUUGCCAUUGAUGGCACUGGCUUGGCUGAGACCUUGAGCUGGAUCUCCAACCACUCCAAGUGA